GCGGCGCGGGGCGGCUGCGAGACGCGCGCGAUGGAGGGCGAGAGCGGGCGCCCGUGGGCCCUGGGGCUGCUGCGCACCUUCGAGGCGGGCGAGUUCGCGGGCUGGGAGAAGGUGGGCUCGGGCGGCUUCGGGCAGGUGUACAAGGUGCGCCAUGUGCACUGGAAGACGUGGCUCGCCAUCAAGUGCUCGCCCAGCCUGCACGUCGACGACAGGGAACGUGUGGAGCUUCUGGAAGAAGCCAAGAAGAUGGAGAUGGCCAAGUUCCGCUAUAUCCUGCCCGUGUACGGCAUUUGCCAGGAGCCCGUGGGCCUGGUCAUGGAGUACAUGGAGACGGGCUCGCUGGAGAAGCUGCUGGCAUCCGAGCCGCUGCCGUGGGAUCUGCGCUUCCGCAUCAUCCACGAGACGGCCGUGGGCAUGAACUUCCUGCACUGCAUGGCCCCGCCUCUCCUCCACCUGGACCUCAAGCCCGCGAACAUCUUGCUGGAUGCCCACUACCACGUCAAGAUUUCCGAUUUUGGGCUGGCCAAGUGCAACGGGCUGUCCCACUCCCAUGACCUCAGCAUGGACGGCCUGUUUGGCACCAUCGCCUACCUCCCACCAGAGCGCAUCCGGGAGAAGAGCCGGCUCUUCGACACCAAGCACGACGUGUACAGCUUUGCCAUCGUGAUCUGGGGUGUGCUGACCCAGAAGAAGCCGUUUGCAGAUGAGAAGAACAUCCUGCACAUCAUGGUGAAGGUGGUGAAGGGCCACCGCCCGGAGCUGCCGCCCGUGUGCAGAGCCCGGCCGCGGGCCUGCGGGGCCCUCCUGCGCCUCAUGCAGAGGUGCUGGCACGGAGAUCCCCGGGAGCGGCCCACCUUCCAGGAAAUUACCUGUGAAACCGAGGACCUGUGUGAGAAGCCCGACAGUGACGUGAAGGAGACGGCACAAGAUCUGGACACGAAGCAGCCCCCUGAGCCCAAGAGCCCGAAGCCUGUGUGCACACCCCUCAAGCGAGCCUCCGCGCCGACCUUCGACAGUGACUACAGCCUCUCGGAGCUCCUGUCCCAGCUGGACUCGGGUACCUCUCAGACCCUGGACGGCCCGGAGGAGCUGAGCCGCAGCUGCUCAGAAUCCAGGCUGCCGUCUGCCAGCAGCGGCAAAAGGCUCUCGGGGGUGUCCUCGGUCGACUCUGCCUUCUCCUCCAGGGGGUCGCUGUCUUUGUCCUUUGAGCGGGAGCCUUCGACGGGAGACCUCGGCACGACCGACAUCCAGAAGAAGAAGCUCGUGGACGCCAUUGUGAGCGGGGACACCAGCAGACUGAUGAAGAUCCUGCAGCCGCAGGACGUCGACCUGGUCCUGGACGGCGGCGCCAGCCUGCUGCACCUGGCCGUGGAGGCCGGCCAGGAGGAGUGUGUCAAGUGGCUGCUCCUCAAUAACGCCAACCCCAACCUGACCAACAGGAAGGGCUCCACCCCCCUGCACGUGGCCGUGGAGAAGAGGGUACGGGGCGUCGUGGAGCUCUUGCUGGCUCGCAAGAUCAGCGUCAACGCUGCGGAUGAGGACCAGUGGACGGCCCUGCACUUUGCGGCCCAGAACGGGGACGAGUGCAGCACCCGGCUGCUGCUGGAGAAGCACGCCUCCGUGAGCGAGGUGGACUGCGAGGGCCGGACGCCCAUGCAUGUGGCCUGCCAGCACGGCCAGGAGGGCAUCGUGCGCAUCCUGCUGCGCCGCGGCGUCGACGUGAGCCUGCGCGGGAAGGAUGCCUGGGUGCCGCUGCACUAUGCGGCCUGGCAGGGUCACCUGCCCAUCGUCAGGCUGCUGGCCAAGCAGCCGGGGGUGAGUGUGAACGCGCAGACGCUGGACGGGAGGACGCCGCUGCACCUGGCCGCCCAGCGGGGGCACUACCGCGUGGCCCGCGUCCUCAUCGACCUGCACUCCGACGUCAACGUCUGCAGCCUGCUCUCGCAGACGCCCCUGCACGUGGCCGCGGAGACGGGCCACACGAGCACCGCCAGGCUGCUCCUGCACCGGGGCGCCGACAAGGAGGCCGUGACGGCCGAGGGCUAUACCGCCUUGCACCUGGCUUCCCGGAACGGGCACCUGGCGACCGUCAAGCUGCUCGUGGAGGAGAAGGCCGACGUGCUGGCCCGGGGGCCCCGGAACCAGACGGCGCUGCACUUGGCGGCUGCCCGCGGGCACUCGGAGGUGGUGGAGGAGUUGGUCAGUGCCGAUGCCCUCGACCUGUCCGACGAGCAGGGGCUCAGCGCACUGCACCUGGCGGCCCAGGGCAAGCAUACCAAGACCGUGGAGACGCUGCUCAAACAUGGGGCGCAUGUCAACCUGCAGAGCCUCAAGUUCCAGGGGGGCCGCAGCCCCGAUGCCGCGCUCCUCCGGCGAAGCAAGACCUAGCCCGCUGCCCGUGGGGACGGGGGGCCCGCGUGGGGUUCUUGUUCCGUUGUCGCGUUCUGCUGUGGGGACAGAAUGACGCUGUGCUGGUCGGCUCCACUCGCCUGGUCCGCGGCCUGGCGGAACAGUGACCGAGGGCCAGCAAGAGGCAGGUGGCUGCUGACUCUUCGUGCGUGUGGUGUCCGCGUGGGCGUGUUACUCUCCGGAGGCAGUUGGUUAGGAUGCACUUGGCCAUUGACCCAUUCUCCCGAUCGGCACGCCUGCUCUCAGAGGGACGAUGGGUCGGAAUCAUUUCUCUGGGCUCCUUGUUCCUGACGUGGACGGGAGCGAGUUCUCCCUGCCAUGAGCCACGCCGCCCGUGAUGGCCCGGAGCACAGCCGCGUGGGGCAGCAGGUGCGGAAGGGGCUGUGUCUUCUAUCUUCGUAUCCGGCGGCAGGCUGCAAAAAGCCUGUUUCGGAACAUUUUAGUGGAAUUCUUGUUUGACAGCGUGUCUUUCAUGGAUGAACAUGGGAUCCACAGUUGCUUUAAACUUGUCAAGAACAUUCACGUCAUUGGGCCGUGUAGUCUGUGAAGAUCGAGUGUAAAGUAAGAAGGUUGGUUUUUAAAAGCAAGCGGACGGUCAUCCAACCAGUUCUUUUAUACCCAAAUUUUUUGUCCUCUGGUUCGGUGCUCGUGCAGGGGGCCGCACACAUGCCCUGACACCAGUGUCAGCUCUUGCUCACCUCUAGCUUGCCCGAGAUGGUUUUUGAACUCCAGAGCAAAUGGACUAAGAGUCAUUAAAAACCUCAGACUCUGCUCGUUUCAGUUUUGGACGGCCACUCGCGUUCCCAGCCAGAUGGGCCACUCCCUGUUGGUCUCCUUCCAGCCCUGAGGUUUGCUGAGGUGCUUAUUUGUGCAGAGCGCUGCCAUCCUGGGGUUCCGGGGCUUUUCUGAGCUGCCGGACGAGCACCUACUCCGUGGGGGAGCCUUGGGCUUUUGGGGUGUAGCCCCCGGGGCAGCACACUCUUGGAUACGAAAGACUGAUUUUUACCCCCGUUCCUUCCUUGGCUCGUGUGUCCCGCAUGGCGCCCUCUGAUGCGGUCCUCUAAGUAGGUUUGCUGCGGGACACGACCCUGUGCGCAGACACACCCCGUGGCCUGGUGUACAAUACAGAGAUUGAUAUUAAUGUACCGUGUAUGUUAAUGUGAAUCUGUGGACAGGAUACUUCUUUUCUAUGACAGGAAAUAUCCACACUGCUUAGAACUGGCUAUGUUUUAAUAUGCCUCGUGCUUUCACUACACUGUACCACCGUUGUAUAUAGGAUGUGUGGAAGACGAAUAGUUCUGUUUGAUGUCAAUAAAACGAAGCCCCCUUCUACCUU
Molecule: messenger RNA, 3745 nt
Organism: Canis lupus familiaris (dog)
Lineage: Eukaryota; Metazoa; Chordata; Mammalia; Carnivora; Canidae
Gene: RIPK4
Product: receptor interacting serine/threonine kinase 4
Exons: 8
Coding region: 31-2388 (785 amino acids)
Biological process (GO): protein phosphorylation
Molecular function (GO): protein binding; ATP binding; protein kinase activity
Source: RefSeq, a predicted model, not a curated record